This is a messenger RNA of Hyaena hyaena (striped hyena), 8426 nucleotides long. RefSeq names its product MICAL like 1 (gene MICALL1). Gene Ontology annotation, cellular component: plasma membrane; actin cytoskeleton. The coding region runs from base 389 to 2968 and encodes 859 amino acids. Gene Ontology annotation, biological process: actin filament bundle assembly. NCBI's taxonomy places the organism in Eukaryota, Metazoa, Chordata, Mammalia, Carnivora, Hyaenidae. The record is from RefSeq and is a predicted model, not a curated record. The transcript has 16 exons. Gene Ontology annotation, molecular function: actin filament binding.
CCAGCUCCCGGCGGCUGCGGGCGGGGACCGAGGCCAGCGGGACGCCCGCGCCUGCGGCCGGGCGCACAGCGAGGGGGGCGGGCGGCGGUGAGUAGGCGGCGGCCGGGCCGGGCCACGCGGGCGGCGGCUGCUCGGGCAGGUCCGGGCAGGGCCGGGCGGGGAGCAGCGCGCCCAGCCGGGACCCGCGCCGGAGCCGGAGCGCGGACACCGAGGCCGCGGCCCCGCCUCCUCCCCGCCCUGCGCCCGCCGCCCGCCGGUCGGCGCCGGCAGCUCGGAGCGGCGCCGGAGUAGGAGCUGGAGCCGCCGCCGGAAACCGGCCCGAGAGGGGCCCGGGGGUGACGCCUGAUCCCGGCGGCGCCCGGAGCCGGGCCCGAGCCCCGCGCGGCUCAUGGCGGGGCCGCGGGGCGCGCUGCUGGCCUGGUGCCGCCGCCAGUGCGAGGGCUACCGAGGCGUGGACAUCCGCGACCUGAGCAGCUCCUUCCGGGACGGCCUGGCCUUCUGCGCCAUCCUGCACCGGCACCGGCCCGACCUGCUAGAUUUUGAUUCACUUUCCAAGGACAAUGUCUUCGAGAACAACCGUCUGGCCUUUGAAGUGGCCGAGAAGGAGCUGGGGAUUCCUGCUCUCCUGGACCCCAGUGACAUGGUCUCCAUGAGUGUCCCGGACUGCCUCAGCAUCAUGACCUACGUGUCCCAGUAUUACAAUCACUUCUCCAGCCCUGGCCAAGCUGGUGUCUCAUCACCCAGAAAGGCCCAGGCACCCUCCUCCCCGCCAUCAGCAGCACCUACUCCAGCAGAACCGGGAGACCCGGCUCAGGGUGAGGAGCUCUCCUCGGGCAGUCUGUCAGAGCAGGGCACCCACCGGACCCCCAGCAGCACGUGCGCGGCGUGCCAGCAGCACGUGCACCUGGUGCAGCGUUACCUGGCCGAGGGCAAGCUGUACCACAGGCACUGCUUCCGGUGUCGGCAGUGCUCCAGCACGCUGCUCCCUGGAGCUUACCGAAGUGGACCCGAGGAAGGCACCUUCGUGUGUGCGGAGCACUGUGCCAGGCUGGGCCCGGCUGGGCGGUCGGGGACCAAGGUCGGGCCCCCGCUGCGGCCAAAGCAGCAACAACUGGCAGAAGAAACCAAGGAUGUGGACGGAGGUGGCCCCAGCGCCGAUGCGCCCACGGGGGCUGAGUCGGACAUGCCCAAGGGUGGCCCCGACCCUCGGCCCCAGAUCCCCAGCAAGCCCCGGGUCCCAAGCAAACCGCAGGAGCCGGGCAGCUCUCCGGCCGGCCGCCCCACGCCUGCCCCGAGGAAGACCUCCGAGAACACAGCCCCGACGCCCCCCACACCGCGGCCGCGGUCCAGUCUGCAACAGGAGGCCCCGGGGGAGCAGGGUGGCGGCGGUGGCUUAGUAAAUGGAAGGCUGCACGAACCCCCCGUCCCGAAGCCGAGAGGGACCCCUAAGCUGUCUGAGAGGACACCAGCCCCCAGGAAGGACCCCCCGUGGAUCACACUGGUGCAAGCAGAACCGAAGAAGAAGCCAGCCCCCCUCCCCCCGAGCAGCAGCCCCGGACCUCCAAGCAGGCGGGGGGAGAACGGAGGGGUGGAGGAGGUGGCCCAGCAGAGCCAGGUGACAGCUGGCCUGGAGCCCAAGCCCUACAACCCCUUCGAGGAGGAAGAGGAGGAGGAGGAGGAGGCGGAGCCCCGAGCUGCACCCAGCCUGGCCCCAGGCCCUGCCCCAGCCCACUCAGAGUCCACACCCAAGGCCCUGCACCCCUGGUAUGGCAUCACCCCCACCAGCAGCCCCAAGACAAAGAAGCGCCCCGCCCCCCGAGCGCCCAGUGCCUCCCCGCUUGCUCUCCACACCUCCCGUCUCUCACACUCAGAGCCACCCUCGGCUACCCCAUCGCCAGCCCUCAGCGUGGAGAGCCUGUCGUCCGAGAGCCCCGGCCAGACCCCGGCGGGGGCGCUUCUGGAACCGCCAGCUGUGCCCAAGAGCUCCUCCGAGCCUGCAGUCCAUGCCCCUGGCACUCCCGGGUCGUCAGCCAGCCUCUCCGCCGAGUCCUCACUGUCUUCUUCUGGAGAACUGGUGCAGCCCAGCGCAGACCGGACACCCCAAGCCAGCCCCGGCCUCGGCCCCGACACGAGGGGCGGCCUGGGGCCCCGGCCAGCCAAGCCCUGUGGUGGCUCAGCGCCCACCCCUCUUGUACUGGUUGGAGACAAGAGCCCCGUGCCUUCUCCUGGAACCUCAUCCCCGCAGCUCCAGGUAAAGUCUUCCUGCAAGGAGAAUCCCUUUAACCGAAAGCCAUCGCCCACAGCAUCCCCAGCCGCAAAGAAGGGCACCAAGGGAUCCAGGCCGGCCAGGCCACCGGCCCCAGGACACGGCUUUCCGCUCAUCAAGCGCAAGGUCCAGGCUGACCAGUACAUCCCCGAGGAGGACAUCCACGGAGAGAUGGACACUAUUGAGCGCCAGCUGGAUGCCCUGGAACAUCGUGGCGUCCUGCUGGAGGAGAAGCUUCGCGGUGGAGUCGAUGAGGGCCGUGAGGAUGACAUGCUGGUGGACUGGUUCAAGCUCAUCCACGAGAAGCAUCUGCUGGUGCGGCGGGAGUCUGAGCUCAUCUACGUUUUCAAGCAGCAGAACCUGGAGCAGCGCCAGGCAGACGUGGAGUACGAGCUGCGGUGCCUUCUCAACAAGCCGGAGAAGGACUGGACCGAGGAGGACCGGGGCCGAGAGAAGGUGCUGAUGCAAGAGCUCGUGACCCUCAUCGAGCAGCGCAACGCCAUCGUCAACUGCCUGGAUGAGGACCGGCAGAGGGAGGAAGAGGAAGACAAGAUGUUGGAAGCCAUGAUGAGGAGGAAAGAGUUCCAGAGGGAGGCAGAACCCGAGGGCAAGAAGAAGGGGAAGUUCAAGACCAUGAAGGUGCUGAAGCUGCUAGGAAACAAGCGUGAUACCAAGAGCAAGUCCCCGGGGGACAAGAGCUAACAGCGAGGGCAGCCGGCAGGGACUUUCACCCCUCCUGGCUCAGCCCCUGGGCUCCGUUCCGCUAGGGGGUGAGGGGACACCCCCUUCCCAUUAGGAUCAGUCCUGAGAAAAGAUGACAUGAGGGGAGGGGCCCUCUGGAUGACAGGCUCUCCCUCCUCAGGGUCCUCUUGCUGGUCUGGGCCAAAGAGUUUUCUCCCUCCUUCUCUGAGCCACAGGCGGCUGUGGCUCAGCCCUGCCCGGUCUGCUUCUGGGGAUUCCAGAUGCUGGGACUGACCCACCGAGCGAGCAGGAUCCUGGGUCCAGGGAGGGGCCGCAGCCGAGCACACCUACUUUGCCCACCUACCUGGCCCCUGCUGGGGCGGGCAGCCCCUUGGUCCCUCCUCUGACCUUCUGGACUGUGUCCAGAUGGGAUUCUUAGCUGUCACAGUUCUGACCUGGAGGUCCUUCUGCCCGUGAGGUCUGCCGUGGGCGGGGUCUCCUGCCUUCAGGCCUCUGCUGCUGGUGGCAGGCCGGUGCGUGGGGCUCGGCUGUGCCCUCUUCUUCCUGCCCCAGCCCUGGCUCGGAGUCCCCGUUGUCCUUUCCAGUGCAGGUGGCCCUGAAUCUGGAUCUCCUCACUCGGGAGCUCUAUUUAUGAGGUCUAAUUAGGUGGGAGCUCAUUACCGUGUCCUCAGACACAAAGGGGCCUGAUGGACAGAUCCCUCCUUCUGUCCCUCAGAGUUCUAGGAGGUGCCUCUCUCAUCUCCCCUGGUUCCAUAGGAAACCUCCCCCCUCCCCCCCCCCCCAGGGACACGGGCUGGGCGGCCACGCCGGGGUGGCUGGGGGUCUCUGAGAGGCAGGCCCCACUGGCACAUCCGGUCCCCGAUCAUCAGCCACAGGAGGGUGCUUCACAGAGGUGCUAAAUCCUGGUUCCUUAACACACUGUAGUCUGACCCCUCUUUUAGACUCUACCCACCCACCGCCCGCAGGGCUGGGGGGUGGCGGGCCUGUUCCUGUGUGUGGCCGUCACCAGUCUGUCUACUCACACCCAACUGUUGUCCGUUUUCUCCCGACCUGUUUUCCCAAAGAACUGAUGGCCACUCCUCCCGCUGAGGGGGCCGUGGGCGAGGAGGAGCCGAUGGGGACAGUGGCCUUUGCCCCGGGGAACGUGUCCAGCAGCUCUUGGUCAAAGCACUGUUGCUAUAAGCUAUCUCUGGGGUGCUCCAGGGCACCCCCCGGCACACCUCUGGGGAAAGUACGCACUGUAUUAACUCACGAGGAAUUUCCUCACCAACAAUAAAUGCAGACAACCUCAGCUGUCAGGGCGCUGGAGCCUCGGGUGCUUUGCCCUCAGCCAGGUCUGCCUUCCUCCCUGCCUCCGGCUCGUGCCGUGGCCAGAGACAUCUCCGGUCUCCCCGGAGGGACCUGUGGGGCUGUUCCUGCCAGGGGCCUGGGCCCUCAGUGCCCGCCAGUGUCCACAGCCGGGAGAGGUGUCUCCCGCACCUGCCCAACCCCUGGUGGUCUCCCUCCAGACAUGCCCGUGGACCUGGAGCUGGUCACCAACUCCCCAAAGGCUGUCAGGGGCCAGGCAGGUCACAUGCAUGACCGGGCUGGGCAUUAAGGGAGGGGUGGCUCUGGCGGGCUGUCUUGAUGUCCGGAGACUCAGGGGGCGGGGCCUGGGGGUGUCCGUGCCCCAAACUAAAGGGGGAAGUUCUUCCGUACUUAAGUCAACUGUAGCUUGUGGGAAUGUGGGCCCAGCGUGGCCAGACUUUUCCAGUUUUCAGAAGAAGCUAGAACCCCAGAGUGUGUGUGUGUGUGUGUGUGUGUGUGUGUGUGUGUGUGUGUGAUUUGUAACUGUUGGCGGCAUCUCAUCUGAAUUUAAAGCAAGGACAGGCUGUAUUGUCAAAUACAGAUGGUCAGAUCCGCCCUGAAAUUCUCCAGUUUGCCGCCUCCAGGCUACGGGACGGGGGCCUUUGAGGGGGAGGACAGCUGUCUUUGUCAUGUUACACCCCUGCCCUCAGGUUCCAGAGGGACACAGGCCUCCCAUGGAAAUGUUCCUGAGCCAGCCCUUGAUCUGGCCCCUGCCACUGACCCGUCUGAGGCUGCGGGGCCCUGUUUGUCUGCAACCCCAAACUGGGGGCACUGUGGCCUGCGGGAUUAUAGGAAUCCCUCCAGGUGGGAGUGUUGGUUGAAAUUUCCAAAAACAGUUUUUUGAGGGUGAAAAAGGCGAUUUUAUUAAAGCACAGGGACAGGACCCGUGGGCAGGAAGAGCUGCCUGGAUUUCCAAAGCAUUUUGAUGUGCGGGGACAGGAAAGCGGCAGAGUAUGGGGGAAUGUGGGGCUCGUGGUGGUCAGAAGGCACAGGGGCCUCCGGGGACUGUGUGCCAGGCCUGGGGGGGGAGGCGCUGUUCUUGCGGUCGGAGGUCUCCAUAGCCCUGUGAGGCAGGGCCUCCCCGAUGGGCAGUCGUUGCUGAGUCUGGGGUGCUGCCCAGGCUCGCAGAGCACAGGCCGGGAUCGGAGCUCCCAAGCCAGGCUCUUCUGGUCCAGCUCUCUCCCACCCUUGCGUCUCUGUGGGCCGCGGGUUUAGUGGAAAGGCCGGGAACUAACUUCUAACCCUGAGUGGGCUACUUGCCAGUUGAAUGACCUUGGUUACGGUGCCUGGGGGGAGCUUAGAUGUCACAUAGUGGGUAGCAAGCCAUCGCAGGGCUUUAUCGAGCACAUGGGCCGAGUGAAAGUCAGCACCGGUCACGGGGCCCGGCCGGGGGGUGUUCAAGAAGUGUUGGUUCUCAUUUCCACUUGAGACGUGCAAGUGGUUAAGAAAUAUCUGGGCUUGAAAAAAUCCGAACUCCUUGAACAAACAAGCCUGUCCCUCUGAAAACAAAACAGUGGGUGUGAUGACCCACGUUAGAGGUAUCUUACUGGUCAGUUAGUGGUAGUGGUUAAACCUAGGUCGAGGUAGGUAGGUGGAAAGGACUCCUAUUCAUUCCUCAGUUCUGAAAAGUAAACGCGUAGGACACACAGUGGAUGCUGGGGGGCGGGGGGAGGAAGAGGCCCGUGGGAUGCCCUCGGACACCUGGCCGAGAGGGUGCGAUUGGGCCUUGCCUUCACUGGAUGUGGACUCUUUCCCCUAGAAAAGACUCAAAAGUCAUGUGUGUUUAUGUGUGUGGUGCGUGUGCGCGCACGUCUGUGUGUGACUGACACUAGGGCUCGGCGGCUCAGCUGCCCCAGGGGGCCUUGGGCAAAGUCUUGAGGGACAUCAGCUCAUUCUCUGAGAUGGGUCCAUUUGCUAGGGUGCUGAAUGCACCCAGGGUCCCCUGGGCCAGGGCAGUGCUUUGCGGCCAUUUGACAUGGCUGGAGGCCAGGGUAGGUGGGCCAUCCGGAGGGGGGUGACCCUGCUUGGCAACGGGGUGGGCUCCAGUGGUCCGGAUUGGGCUACUCUGCCCCUCUCUCUCGAGACAGAUCAAGGGUGGCCAGCGCCUUCCUAAGUUCCUCGCUCCUCCUGUGGUCAAUGUCUUCCAUUUCCCGCAGUUUCUGCAAAGGGCAGUGGGGAAAGCUGGGUAUCGGGGUGGGACCUUGAGGGGCCCCAACCCUGGGCCACAGGUGCCCUGUCCACUCACGUCUCAUGUUGCACACUCACGGCAGACCCUCUCCCCCCCCCCGCCCCCUCCCCUGACGCUUCUACCUGGGAGAUCUCAGCAAGGAUGAUCCCUCGGUACUCUCUGGCCUGUCCCAGCGCCUCCAUGUCAGCCAGGAAUUCUUUCCUGUCCUGGAUUUCCUUUACCACUGGACAGGCGACAAGGGGUAUCAGUGUACAGGGCAGUGGGGACCGCCGGGCUCCUGGGAGGGGCGGCGGGGGGAACAGCCUGCUCCCUCGGGGAGAGGAAGCGUUUCCGCCAUCAGUGUUUUCCACUCAUUGGCCCUCAGGCUUACCCUCCACCCCCCUGACUGUGGCACUGCCUCCCCCGCCUCCCGCCCCCCCCCCCCCCCCCCCCCCCCCCCGGGCCCAAGUGGCCCAUCCGUGGCUUACGUUCUUCAAACCGGUCCAGCUCAGGGGCAGGGACCUCCUGUCGCACAGGAGGGGGCUUCCUUUUCUGUUCCUCGGAGUCCUUCCCAGUGGCAAAAAUGUUCUGGAGUCUUCGCUUCUCCUUCUCCAGAUCUCCUACGGGGCCCAGGACUGGCCUAGUUACGGCAGGCAAGGCACCCCCCUCGCGGUCCCCAGUUCCCAGCUGGGCAUGCUUGUUCCAGGGCCCCGGCACCUCGUACCCUGGGAGCCCCUGAGUGUGUCAGGGGAGGGGGAGGCCAAAAGAACUAAGUCGGACCCCACACGCUGCUCUGGUGCAGAGCGAGGCCAAGAGAACAGGUCGCUGUGGAGGCAGCCUGCGUGGAGAGGCCGCGGGGAGCUGGUGACGAGUCUGGGUCAAGAGUUACCCUGGAUGCCAGGGAGGAAGCGAGGCAAAAGGCUCUGAGAAGUAGGUCGGCGUGCCUACUGUGUGGGACUCUGUGACCUCAAGAGGGCGGGGGCCCUGAGAUCUGACGGCCAAACGUGGGGACUGGUGGACUCCAGUUAAUCAUUACAGAGUUCCAAAAGAAAAAAAAAAAAAAAGAAAAAGGACCAGGUAACCGGUUUCUUCCACACCCUGAACACCCCCAAGCUAACAAGUGCCAAGGCUCAAGGGCAUUAGUACAAACAGUGAGAGAAUUUGAUUAGACAUGUGCUUGCCCUGCCCUGCGAGCUGCUUGGCCCCUGGGCCCCUCGGGGAGGGAGGUGGAAGAGGGGCUCUCGAGGCCCUGUCACUUACGGGUGGCUUGAGGCUUGAAAGGCUCCCGGCUGUAGGCCCCGCCGGCUUGGCACACCCUGGCAGGCCGGAGGUGGGGCCGGGCCGCCAGGAUGGGGGGCAGGUAGAUGGCAGAGGCUGGCUGCUUGGAAGGCAAGACCCUCUGGCUGGACGUCGGGCUGCACUGUAGGGGCAGAGUAUCUCCUCCUGGGUAAGGAAGAAGGUUCGAGGUCGGGCGGGGGCGGGGGGGGGCGACCCACCUGGCUUUUUUUUUUUUUUCUUAAUUUAUAGAAGUCAUACCUGCCUGUUCCAAGAAGUCAAACACUAGAAGUCUUCCCUUCCCCGCUGCUGCCCCCCACCCCUACCCCCAUAGCGAGCGAUUGUUAUAAUCUGGUGGUCUCGUUCCAAAUGUUUUGAUGUUAAUACGAACACGUUCAAAGACGUGUGUGCGUAUGUGAGCUUGGUUUUUUGGACACUGGAUCAUCCUGUGUUCUACUCAGUAAUUGACUCUUCACUUAACAGUUUAGCGUGGACACUUUUCCAGAUCACUUCAUUUAUAUGUAACUUAUUUUUUAUAGCUAUAUACUAGUUCUUAGAACGGAUACAUUAUUUAUUCAGCUAGUCCUCUAAUUUCGGAAACUCAGGCUGGUUUGUUUGUUUUUCCUACUACUUCAAACAAUGCUGCAAUAAACAUUCUUGGGCAUCACG